This is a messenger RNA of Theobroma cacao (cacao), 2871 nucleotides long. Its product is annotated as sucrose synthase 2. The record is from RefSeq and is a predicted model, not a curated record. NCBI's taxonomy places the organism in Eukaryota, Viridiplantae, Streptophyta, Magnoliopsida, Malvales, Malvaceae. Gene Ontology annotation, molecular function: sucrose synthase activity. Gene Ontology annotation, biological process: sucrose metabolic process.
AAAGAGAAGAUGAGUGAAACGACUCGAAGGGCGCUUCACAGUUAUCAGAGAAGAAGAUCAGUUUGUUCCAAUGCAAUGCCAAGUGCCCAAUGCUUCUCAGUCUAAUAACUUGCGAUAGGCCGUUUCUUUCUUCGCCGCUCUUUCUCUGUUUGUGGCUAUUUAUACCUCACUUCUUCUCUUUUUCUUUCCAAAUCCCAUUCCUGCCCUUCACCCCAUUUCCUCUGAUUUGUAUCUCUGCGGAUUAUUUUAAUAGAAAACUAUGCCGAACACAAUGAGAGAUAGGAUCCAGGAUACCCUCUCUGCUUAUCGUAACGAGCUUGUUUCUCUUCUUUCCCGUUAUGUUGCUCUGGGAAAAGGGAUAUUGCAAUCUCAUCACCUGAUAGAUGAGCUGAUCAAGUCUGUUAAAGAAGAUGAAGCCAUGCAGAAACUCAGGGAUAGUCCCUUUUUCAAAGUUCUAGAAUCUGCGCAGGAAGCUAUAGUUCUGCCUCCAUUUGUGGCUAUAGCAGUUCGUCCAAGGCCAGGUGUCUGGGAGUAUGUUCGGGUUAAUGUUUACGAACUCAGUGUCGAUCAUUUGAGUGUUCCAGAGUAUCUUCGAUUCAAGGAAGAACUCGUGGAUGGAGGGUGCAAUGACAGCUAUGUGCUUGAACUUGAUUUUGAGCCAUUUAAUGCCAAUUUUCCUAGACCAACUCGUUCAACAUCCAUUGGCAAUGGAGUUCAGUUCCUUAACCGUCACCUAUCUUCAAUCAUGUUCCGCAACAAAGAAAGCUUGGAACCUUUGCUCGAUUUUCUUCGUGCACACAAACAUGAUGGUCAUGUGAUGAUGCUGAAUGAUCGCAUACAGAACAUUCCCAAACUUCAGUUUGCCUUGGCAAGGGCAGCAGAAUACCUUUCUAAGCUCCCAUCUGAAACACCAUAUACUGAGUUUGAGUUUGAUUUACAAGGAAUGGGAUUUGAGAGAGGUUGGGGUGAUACAACACAACGGGUGUCAGAGACGAUGCAUCUUCUUUUGGACAUCCUUCAUGCUCCUGAUCCAUCUACCUUGGAAACAUUUCUUGGAAGAAUUCCUAUGGUGUUCAAUGUCGUCAUUGUGUCUCCACAUGGUUUCUUUGGUCAAGCAAAUGUCUUAGGUUUGCCUGACACUGGUGGACAGAUCGUCUACAUACUUGAUCAAGUGCGAGCAUUAGAGAAUGAAAUGCUUCUCAGAAAACAAAAGCAGGGGCUAGAUGUAAUCCCAAAAAUUCUCAUAGUUACCCGACUAAUACCUGAUGCAAAAGGAACAACAUGCAACCAAAGACUAGAAAGAAUUAGUGGAACAGAACAUACUCAUAUACUGAGGGUGCCUUUUAGAACUGAGAAUGGUAUCCUAAGGAAAUGGAUUUCGAGGUUUGAUGUGUGGCCAUACUUGGAAACUUUUGCAGAGGAUGCAUCAAAUGAAAUUGCUGCAGAGUUACAGGGUGUACCAGAUCUGAUAAUUGGCAACUACAGCGAUGGAAAUCUUGUUGCAUCUCUGUUAUCAUACAAACUAGGAAUCACACAGUGCAACAUCGCACAUGCAUUAGAAAAAACAAAGUAUCCUGAUUCUGACAUAUACUGGAGACAAUAUGAGGACAAGUACCACUUUGCAAGUCAAUUUACUGCUGACCUUAUUGCAAUGAACAGUGCUGAUUUUAUAAUUACCAGUACAUACCAAGAAAUUGCUGGGAGCAAGAAUAAUGUUGGACAAUAUGAGAGCCACACAGCUUUCACUCUUCCAGGGCUGUACCGAGUUGUCCAUGGCAUAGAUGUUUUUGAUCCAAAGUUUAACAUUGUCUCCCCAGGUGCAGAUAUGUGCAUAUAUUUUCCAUACUCUGACAAGGAAAGAAGACUUACUGCUUUACAUGGUUCCAUUGAAGAACUCUUAUAUGAUCCUGAGCAAAAUGAUGAGCAUGUUGGUAUAUUGAGUGAUCGAUCAAAGCCUAUCAUAUUUUCCAUGGCAAGACUUGAUAGGGUGAAAAAUUUAACGGGCCUUGUUGAGUGCUAUGGUAAGAGCAGCAGGCUAAGAGAACUGGUUAAUCUAGUGAUAGUUGGUGGUUACAUGGAUGUGAAGAAAUCCAGGGAUAGAGAAGAAAUGUCAGAGAUUGAAAAGAUGCAUGAUCUGAUAAAGCAAUACAAUUUGCAUGGUCAGUUUCGCUGGAUACGAGCACAAAUGAAUCGUGCCCGUAACGGUGAGCUCUACCGCUACAUUGCAGAUACCAAGGGUGCUUUUGUGCAGCCUGCUUUCUAUGAAGCUUUUGGUCUCACAGUUGUGGAAGCCAUGACUUGUGGGCUUCCAACAUUUGCCACUUGUCAUGGUGGCCCUGCUGAGAUCAUUGAGCAUGGUAUUUCCGGGUUUCAUGUGGACCCCUAUCACCCUGAUCAGGUUGCUGCUAGCAUGAUUGACUUUUUUGAACGUUGCCAGAACGAUCCCAGUUGCUGGGACAAGAUAUCAGACGGAGCCCUUCAAAGAAUCUAUGAAAGGUUCACAUGGAAGAUAUAUUCUGAAAGGUUACUGACACUAGCCGGAGUAUAUGGCUUCUGGAAGCUCGUAUCUAAGCUUGAUAGGAGAGAGACACGGCGGUACUUGGAGAUGUUUUACAUUCUCAAGUUCCGGAAGCUGGUGAAGUCCAUUCCGAUGGCAGUGGAGGAGCAGCAUUGAAAUUCGUGCAAUGAAUAAUCAAAAGUUGGCAUGUAUGUUUCCUAUGUGCAUUCUACACUUGCCUGUUUGCGAGAACAAUGCCUUUAUUUGUGUUUGGAUGAACAUUGUUGUCCCUUUCGAUGCUAUCAAAGUCUUCUUUUUUGGAAAGUUUAUAAUCGUGGAUGUCGAGUGUCUCGAGAAAAUAAUUUGUUUUAAUC